Lactuca sativa (garden lettuce) is the source of this 594-nucleotide messenger RNA. The record is from RefSeq and is a predicted model, not a curated record. NCBI's taxonomy places the organism in Eukaryota, Viridiplantae, Streptophyta, Magnoliopsida, Asterales, Asteraceae.
AUGCGGGUGUUGGCAUAUGGGACAUUAGUAGAUGCACAUGAUGAAUAUUUGAGCAUGAGUGUGAAUGUAACAAGGGAUGCUCUUGUAAAGUUUGUGGAAGGUGUUAUUUCAUGCUUUCAUGAAGAGUACCUUAGACGCCCUAAUCAAGAUGAUUUGGCACGACUGCUCCAUGUUGGAGAAGAAAGUGGAUUUCCAGGUAUGGUAAGCAGUAUUGACUGCAUGCACUGGGAAUGGAAAAAUUGCCCGACCGCUUGGGCUGGACAAUAUGUAGGUAGAAGUGAUAAGACAACAAUAAUUUUGGAAGUUGUUGCAUCGUAUGACUUAUGGAUAUGGCAUACAUUCUUCGGAACACCGAGUUCAUUCGAUGAUAUUAACGUCCUCCAACGAUCUCCUCUUUUUGAUGAUGUCUUGGCAGGUCAAGCACUAAAGGUGAGUUACACUGUGAAUGAUCGAGAAAAUCAUAUGGCUUAUUAUAUCACUGAUGACAUACAUCCUUCAUGGGUUGCCUUUGUCAAGUUAAUAAAUUCUCCACAACUUCGAAAACACAAGUUGUUCGUUGAACAUCACGAGGCUGCUAGAAAAGAUGUUGACUGA